CAGGCGAUGUAUCCAACACGACACACCUUACCUGCCUCAGACUAUACCUUACAUUUCGCAUUCAAGUGUUCAUGCUACUUGGUCAAUAUGGGAAUGAACAGAGUUGACACCAUUGUUUAUAGUUGUAUCUACAUUCAACUAUUUUUUGCAUCAAUUUGCGUUGGUACCUCGCCAUGCAUGCCUGAAACAAGCCGUUUAGGACGGUACACGGUUAGGGGAGCCGGAGGGUUCUGGUCUGAGGGAAUCCCGAACGGGUACGAGGUUGAAGUAUCAAUCAGUUGUGAUACCGGUGCGGUCCCGCAACAUUCUGUGACGUCACAAUGCUCGAACGGAGUAUGGAUCCCAGCAUGGCCUCGGUGCGAAAAACCUUGUUCGGUCCCGCGAUAUAGGUGGGAUGUUCGUCAGUUUGUAAAUGGAGACGCGAGGAAGCCAGUCAACAUAUAUCAUUCCAACGCUGUCUUACCGGACGGAUCAUUCUUAAUUGCUCGAUGCAAAGAUCCUGGAAAGAAAAUGUUGAUCGGUGAUCAACGACGAACUUGUCAAGGAGGGCAGUGGAUAGGACAAGAACCAGAAUGCCGAGAGAUACAGACCAAAGUGUUAUUCUAUGGCGCCAGUCGUGAGGUAGCUCCCAAUGGGACAGUCGUGGUGUACGUACGUCAAGGAGAUAAGAGACGUCUCGAUGUAGUUUGCAGAAUCACCGACUACAGCACGAAAUUACCUCGGUUGAGAACUCCUCUUGAGAACGAUGGAGAAUUAUGGAGCUGGCGCUGGCCCAGAUCACAUGGCAAACGGCUGAAACCUAUUUCUACCGACUUCUCUGGCAUGUUCACAUGCUCUUGGUCCUCAUAUUCCCACAGCGUUCACGUGCUCUUUAAAGCUGCCGAAUGUGAAGUUCCCGAUUUCACCGAACAUGGAGGAUAUAUAUCAGGACGUCACAUUGGGGACAUUGUUUUAAGUGGUACUACAAUCUCGUUUGGAUGCGGAGACGAUUACCGUCUAGUUGGAUCAAGGACACUCGCAUGUGCCAAUGGCAAAUGGUCAGGAGACCUUCCUUUGUGUAAAAUUAACAAAUGUCCAGAGCUGACAAUACCAAACCAUGCUUUGAUGGAGGGGGUCUAUGGCUAUGGAAGGAAUAUCGGAGAUAUAAGGAUAUUCCACUGCCAACAAGGCUACAUUCUACAAGGGGCAACCAAUAGUCUGGUCUGCCUGGAAAAUGGACAUUGGUCCGCCGAACUACCAACGUGCGAAGAACCUCCUGCUGAACCAAAUCGCCCUUCACAGCCUGCACUCGAAGACACUCCACUAGACUACUCUUCUUUUGACUCGCUGUAUGCCAGCGAUGGGCCAUCAUUCCCAAGUUUCUUUGACGAUAAUGGUAAUGAAGAAACUCAACUUUCUUCCCGCCCAACGCCCACCAGCGGCAAUCAACUCGGAAUUAAUGCUGACAAUCAUUCAAGCCCUAGAACACCAACAGAAGGCCGUACAGACACUGCCGAUGAUAUGGGACAGACGUCGAAAGCUUCGAACCUAAGUCACUCCGAAACUGCAGAUGAAUUUCAUCAGACAACGCUAUCCAACAUGCCAACAACCAAAGGCCAUUCAAUGGUUACAGAUGAAGCACGCCAGACAACAAAACCCUCAAACCAAACUACUAGAACCUCUGAUACAACACACCAGACUCAACCUCCUGCAGAUCAGAGUCCGUAAAUGUUGAAGGAACACAGACAACAUCAUCGCCUUCGAACCAAGCCCAUCCAGAAACUGCAGAAGAUUUGUAAAUUACACCACCCACCGCGGCCUUCAACGUAUUGGACAGUACUUAACUCAAUUGCGAUUGCUGAAUAUUAUUUUAUCAUAGUCCACAAUUUUUAUUUUUUUGGUCAAUGGUUGUAGUUAUAUGACUUACAAGAGAAAGCUAUUACAAACAGACAAAGAAGCAAAACCACACUCACCAAAAUUAGCAAAAGAUUGUGCGUUGAAUUGCUGAACAAUAGCUCUGAACGCGCCAGAGGAAUAUCGAAACUCACAUUGAUAUACUAUAAGUGAAUAAUUGGUGCUAUUUGUCACAUGCAGCAUAAAAGAGUUAUUAAAACAAGGUGAACCAGAAACUACUUGAGAUCGAGGUCCAGACAUUAAAACCAUCAGCCCAUCAUAGCCUGAUCCCCACAAGAGUAAAACAAUAGCGUAUUUUUUCAAUCCCUAUACGCAAACACUUUUUACCGCACAUCAAUUCAUUUGAAAAUGCAAGCAAGUGAAAUCAAAAUUGACAGCUGAGGGGGUUUUGUCGACAGUUGGUGUCUAUUUCAUUAUGUUAUUGGUUUUGUUAGCACAUUUUUCGGGGUAAAAUUUUCCAUUUGUAUGCCCUAGAUAGAUUUCAACGAUUGAUAAGAGAAUAUCAAUGUAUAUAUCAAUAUAUUUCUUGCUGUAUUAUUGAAGCGGCUAGAGUUCUUUUUUUUAAUCGGACCAAAAUUUUAAAGAAUGUCUCAAAGUAAUAAAAUCGAGGAGCUCAGACAAGCUCA
Molecule: messenger RNA, 2519 nt
Organism: Lytechinus variegatus (green sea urchin)
Lineage: Eukaryota; Metazoa; Echinodermata; Echinoidea; Temnopleuroida; Toxopneustidae
Product: sushi, von Willebrand factor type A, EGF and pentraxin domain-containing protein 1-like
Exons: 8
Coding region: 7-1707 (566 amino acids)
Source: RefSeq, a predicted model, not a curated record